AUGGCUUCAAUAAUGGCUGAUGAUGAUUCGAUGAGUGAUGAUGAACAACUUGAUAUUCCGAAUAAUACAAAACAUAUUAUAUCAAUUCGAUUUGGUCAAUUUGAUAUUGAUUGUUGGUUUCAUUCACCAUAUAUUGAUGUAGAAGAUGGUUCAAAUGAAAAAGAUCGUACCAUUGAAAAGUUAUAUAUUUGUGAAUAUUGUUUACGAUAUUUUCUUAAUAAUAAAAAAUAUCGACAACAUAUGAAUGAAUGUAAUCGACGCCAUCCACCUGGUCGUAAAAUUUACGAAGAUCCUGAUGGCCUAUCUGUAUAUGAAGUGGAUGGAACUGCAUCACAGCUUUAUUGUCAAUGUCUUUGUUUAUUAGCGAAAUUGUUUCUCGAACGAAAAACAAUUUAUUUUGAUGUUAAUCCGUUUCUUUUCUAUGUUCUUGUUGAAUCGGAUAAACGUAUAAAAAAUGUUCAACAUAUAAUUGGAUACUUUUCAAAAGAAAAACUUAGUGAUGAAUUUUAUAAUUUAGCAUGUUUAAUGGUAUUACCACAUCGUCAACGACAAGGUUUUGGUCGAUUUUUAAUUGCAUUAAGUUAUGAAUUAACCAAAUUGGAAAAGAAAACAGGUUCACCAGAAAAACCAUUAUCAGCACUUGGUCAAAUGACAUAUAAAAGUUAUUGGCAUUCAACAAUCUUAUCAAAACUUGACGAAUAUCGUCGUUUACAAAUUCAUGCUACUGUUACGCAACUCAGUAUGGAUACUGGAAUUUGUAUUGAAGAUGUUAUUCAAACAUUAAUUGAUCUUCGUUUAGCACAUACGAAAAAAUCAACAAAUGAGAUUAACUUGAAACAACAAGAAGUACGAAAUCGUCGUCGUCAUCAACAAUGUGAUAAUAACAAUAAUAAUCUUGAUUUAUCAUCAAUAUUAAUUAUUGAUGCUGAUGCAUUACGUACAGCUUUGAAUAAUUCAUCAACGAAUAAUUUAUCAUCAAAAGAUAAUCAAAAUAUAUUUGAUCCAACAUAUUUACGUUUGAUUAGUAGACGAUAA
This is a messenger RNA of Rotaria sp. Silwood2, 1035 nucleotides long. The record is from the annotation of a GenBank genome assembly. Lineage: Eukaryota; Metazoa; Rotifera; Eurotatoria; Philodinida; Philodinidae.